ACGAUGUCAAUUAUGUCAGUCAAAAUAAAUUGAAAUCAUGUAUCAUCAAAUUUCAUUUCGAAAAAUUCUAAAUUCAUAAUGAGUAAAAAUGGAUCCAAAUCAAAGAAAAACAGGACGCAAAAACUAAUAAUACCAAAAGGAACCUUAGAUAACAAUGAUACAACAGUUAUAGAAAUUCCAUCGCAGUACCGGAGUCAAGAAAUAGUUAUUGCUAAAAAAUCGAACAUUUCCAGCUAUUCUUCCAAAAUUGACCAGAGUAUUAAUACGUAUUCUUCGGAUAGAGGAUAUCAUCAAUCAAUUGCACCAUGCGGGAGACAAAUGGAAACAGCCAGUCAAACACCAUACGAUGAAAGUGAUAUUGAGAAGUUAAUGGAAGAUCUAGAAGCUUACUACCAUGCACAAAAAAAUUUUCUGAUUAAAUCUUCUACCCUCCUUAGAAAACAAAUGGAUGAGUGCCAAAACCAAAAAACUCCCAGUAUGUGCAGCUGUAACCAACAGAAUUCAGCUACAACCAGUUAUACUCCUGCUGUGUUUCUGAUGAAAAAAGUUUGCUCUCAGGAAAAUAUAUCGUCCUGUAGUUUUGAAGGUCAAUGCAGAAAAAAAGAAGCUCAACCAUGCACGAGAAGUUGGGGAAGGAACGAAAGUCCUAGAAUGAAUAUGAGCGGAUCUUAUUACAACCCUGAUUUAAGUAUGUCCAGGAAUAUUACCCAAUAUUCAAAUAAUAGCAAUAACCCACAGAGUUUUGUUAAUAAGAGUACUUCUGGUCAGACAAACGACUCUUUUUGGCCUAGGAAUGAAAAUAGUCCGUUUGAAAGUACUGCAAUAUCCGAUCCGCAUUAUGAUCUUUUCAGAGAAGGAAUCAGUAGAAACGCGGAUGUGUCUAGAAGUCAGUAUGGUGCGCCAUCUACAACGGCAACAAGUUCUCAAUUAAGGUUUGACACUACGAAUCAGCCUCCUAAUAGGUCAAUUCUAAAAUCUCCUAAUAUGGACGACACUAUGGAAAGCGACGGAGGAAAUUACUCGAUCAACAGACAAAUGGAGAGUUUCAGAUAAUAGUGAUAUUUCAAAAGAGUCGAAAUAUCCUAUAAUUUUGACAUCAAAGGAUUUGAAAAGAAUUCGAGAUGAAGUUGAAGCCAUACACUUAAAGAUCAGGAAAUGUAAAGCGAAAAACUGCCCUUCUAAUAAAAGCCUAUCUAAGUCUAAAUGAGAUAAGUUGAUAAACAAUAUACUUUUAUUAAUAAAAAGACUGGUUAUGUAUCAACAAA
Messenger RNA from Diorhabda carinulata, 1265 nucleotides. RefSeq lists its product as uncharacterized. The record is from RefSeq and is a predicted model, not a curated record. NCBI's taxonomy places the organism in Eukaryota, Metazoa, Arthropoda, Insecta, Coleoptera, Chrysomelidae. The coding region runs from base 79 to 1053 and encodes 324 amino acids. The transcript is spliced from 7 exons.